Molecule: messenger RNA, 663 nt
Organism: Salvelinus namaycush (lake trout)
Lineage: Eukaryota; Metazoa; Chordata; Actinopteri; Salmoniformes; Salmonidae
Product: tetraspanin-8-like
Exons: 8
Coding region: 1-663 (220 amino acids)
Cellular component (GO): membrane
Source: RefSeq, a predicted model, not a curated record
AUGGCUGUGAAUAAGCGUAUCAAGUACUUGCUCUUCCUCUUCAUUCUACUGUUCUGGAUCAGUGGCUGCGUCAUUCUUGGUUUCUCCAUCAACCUCAAAGUGAGCAAGAAUGGAAACAAGAUAAUGUAUGAGGCAGGGCCGUUUGUAGACCUGCAGAUAGCUGUUGGUGUCAUCAUCAUGGUACUGGGCUUCCUGGGCUGCUGUGGAGCCAUUAAGGAAAACCGCUGCAUGCUCAUUCUGUUCUUCAUCGGGUUGCUCCACAUCUUCAUCCUCCUGUUGAUCGUCGGAAUCCUGGGAGCUGUCGGAGAGAAAGAGGUGAGGAGGAAACCCUGGGAGCUGUCGGAGAGAAGAAGGAAGCUGCUACCACUGAGGGACCAGAAUCUUGAAGUUCAGACGUACCUGCAGAAACUGCAAGUGGAGGCAAAGUGCUGUGGACUGAUCAACGGACCCUCUGACUGGGGCUACACUGUCCCCUGCUCUUGUGACUGCGUUGACACCACUCAGGUGUGCCAAAGUGCAGACGGACGCAAAGUGUACUCAACGCCUUGUUCCUUCAUGGGGAAGCCCGCUGCUUUUAGUAGCGCAGUCUUGAUGCUCUUUGGAAUGGCCUUCACCAUGACCCUGUACUGCCAGAUUAGGAAGAGGGACGCCAACACUACCUAA